Messenger RNA from Belonocnema kinseyi, 1328 nucleotides. RefSeq lists its product as uncharacterized. The coding region runs from base 468 to 1055 and encodes 195 amino acids. NCBI's taxonomy places the organism in Eukaryota, Metazoa, Arthropoda, Insecta, Hymenoptera, Cynipidae. The record is from RefSeq and is a predicted model, not a curated record. The transcript is spliced from 4 exons.
UGCGCCGGAACAUUGCCUGGUCCCACUACGCCAACACUGCUUCUUGAUUGUGUGAAUUAAUGCAGUUGAUUCGUAGGAGAAAAAGGGAAAGACGUAAAACAGUGACGUUAGAUGCAUAUCAAUUUCUAAAGAUUGGUUACUUCCGUGCUCAUUGGAUCCAUAAGUUUAUUCUACUAUCUAGUACAUGACUGCAAUGUAGGAUGGUCAAGAUGUCUUUAUUCAAAAUGAGAUUUUGAUAAAUCAUUGACAGCGUAUAAAGAUGAUGACAAAAGGAGGAGGUUUCUCCAGAAAAUUGCUCACAAAAUGUUUGAGUUAACUGAGAGCUCUACAACAGGUACGACACUGACUCAAUAUAUAUUUUUCCGAAGGAUUUGCGAACGAAAGAAAGAAAACUUGUCAAAUAUCCGGGGGUUUUCGAGUUCCUCGGAUCAAUAAAAGUUUGAAAAAUCAAAAAAAUUGUUGAUGAAAUGAUUAUUUUUACGACAAAUAUGAAUUUUGCGAAAGAUAGAAAUCAGCAGGUAGCCUUGAUGAUGGUGACCCUAAAUUUUGCGAAAUGGAGAAAAAUGAAACACGUCGUAGCCCGAUGGAAGCUGCUAUACAAAAAGUAUCACCAAGAGCACAAAAAGGAGAAGAGAUAUAUACAAUCUGGAUUAGCAGCUCCUGAAAAUGAGCCACUCACUUGGAAAUAUUACGAUAUGAUGGAUUUCCUUGAGCAACAUAUUCAACACAGAAAGACAGCAAGUCAUUUCAAACUAAGUGGAGAUGAUAAUGAUUGGGAGACCGACGAAUCUGAUGAUGAUAAUGAUCAUAUUGAACAUGGCGACGACCAACAGUACGUUCAUGAGACAUCAGCACAUGAAAUAAAUGUUAUUUCUACUAAUGAUAGAGUAGAUAACGCUGAAAAUGUCAGACCCGAAGACGAUUACGACAAUGAUUAUAUGCUCAUUUUUCGUGACGCUUGGCAAAAGAUUCCAGAGCAACAUCGUCAAAAUUGCUUCUUUAAGUUAAGAAAAAUGAUUCGCAACAAGAAACAAGGGCUUCCUGUACACGAUUAGAGGUAGAAAUACUGGAAAUGUAUUUAAAAAACUGAAUUAAUUAUACGAUGUAAUAUCGUAAUGUAAUUCUAAAGUAUUUACAGGGAUCACUGUGCGUCUACUUUAUUGAUAUAUUCCUAUGAUUGGAUUUCCUUUUUCUAAAGUCAUUAAGAAAUUGGAAAAACAUGAGUUAUAAGCGUAGGACAGAGAAACUAAAAUUUUAAAAUUGCAAAUAACUUUCUAUUUAGAAAAAUAGCUACUUUGAACAUUAAAAAACAUAUGUAAUUUUCAGCC